This is a messenger RNA of Alnus glutinosa, 312 nucleotides long. RefSeq names its product late embryogenesis abundant protein 46-like. NCBI's taxonomy places the organism in Eukaryota, Viridiplantae, Streptophyta, Magnoliopsida, Fagales, Betulaceae. The record is from RefSeq and is a predicted model, not a curated record. The transcript has a single exon. The coding region runs from base 1 to 312 and encodes 103 amino acids.
AUGGAGGCAGCGAAGCAUUCGGCAGCCAACGCAGUGGCCUCCGUUAAGCAUGCCUUGCCCGGCCAAGGCACUGGCACUGGCGGGCAUACCACCGGAACCCACCCAACGUCAGCAGCCAACGCAGUGGCCUCCGCUAAGCAUGCCUUGCCCGGCCAUGGCACUGGCGGGCAUACCACCGGAACCCACCCAACGUCAGCCUUGCCCGGACAUGGCACUGGCACUGGCGGGCAGAGUACUGCCGGAAAAGUGAUCGAACGUGUGACUGGGACCAACAAAGCUGGCACAGGAAGGCAUAAUGCCAAUAAUUAUUAA